This is a messenger RNA of Solanum lycopersicum (tomato), 1827 nucleotides long. The record is from RefSeq and is a predicted model, not a curated record. NCBI's taxonomy places the organism in Eukaryota, Viridiplantae, Streptophyta, Magnoliopsida, Solanales, Solanaceae.
CUUAUGUGUACAUAUUAUAAGUUUAGGAAUAUCAUAUCCAAUGCUAUUUGUUGUCAACAUGUAGUGUCAUUUUCUAUCUAUUUGAGAAUAAAUAACAAUGUCCUUCAAUAUAUUGAGGAGUAGCAUAUUUCAGACAGGCACUCCAUUAUAUGAUGUCAAUUUUAUUUACGUGUGGGUUAGCGGAACAGGUUCAUCACGGUCACGCCAGAAGCUGAAGUUCUGAAAGCGAAGCAGCUGAUGAUAGGUGCUAGAUUACAUUGAAGAUAGCGGUCUUGAGGAGAUUGCACAAGGAAGUUCAAGAGCUUUAGGGUGUUUCUUUCUGGUCCAUUUGCUCCAGGACCGAAUGUAUCCUUGAUGAAGCAAGACCUUAUAGCUGUCUCAGUGGGCUUCCCUAAGCAAGGAACCAUUGUAAUAUGAUCCAAUUUCGUUUGUGUGUAUUAUCAAACCUCAAACUCAAUGUAACCCUUGAUGCUGGUUUUUGGGGCCAUUGUUCAACACUGCAAGGAAUUCCAGUACGGACUGUAUGUUUGAGUACAUGAGGGUCCAUGCUAGAAGUUAGAGAUGCUUUCCUUAGCUUUUCUGGGGGAUAAGCAUCUAUGCCUCCACUACGUGCUCUCUGGCUGUGAUAGCCUCGGCAAGUUGGAGAUUAGAGACUGCCGCCCCUUUGGCGAUGACGGUGCAAAGCUGGAGGGAGACAAUGUAAUCAAUUGUUCAGUAUGUAUCCUUGUAGCUCAGAAGUUGCCAGGGCUUAAUGUUGAAGUUAUAGACGGGACACCAGACAAGAAAGUUUACCUUUGCAUCCUCUAGUUAAUCAACAAGUCAGAAUAAUAGAUACUUAUUAUUAUAGAAAUUUAUUAAAUAUUCAAUGUCAAAUUAGGAAAAAUAAUAAAUUAUAAAUGUAAAGUAGAGGGACUAAUCUUGCAAUAUUUGUUUUAACUAUUUUCCUUUUUUUAAAAAGUUUCGUUUUGUUAAAUUCUUUUCCAAAUAAAAUUAGGUUUCCAAAUAUUUUAUAUAAAAAACGUGUUUUUAUUAUUAAAUCUUUUUCCUAAAAUGAAAAAGAAAAUUUUAUUACAUAUAUUCACAAUUUAUAACCUCCCAUCUCAAAAUUUUCUUUUUUUCUUCUACUCUGUUUUUAGUUACUGCUCAAAUCUUUGAUCAUGAAGUCUAAGAAAAAAAUAUCGACUAAUUUUUCUGUCCGAUUGUAUCCUGUUGGUGUUCGUAAGAGAAAAAAUGGGAAAUUUUGCGCUGAAAUCAAACACCCAUUUAACAAAAAAUUGAUUUGGUUGGGUACGUUUGUUACUGCUGAUGAAGCUUAUGAAAGUUACAAGUCGAAAAAGGUUGAGUUUGAAGAACUAGUCAUGGCUAAAGAAGCAAAAAAGAGACAGAAAAAUGGAAAUUUUGAUCGAGAAUGUGGUUCGAGCGAAGAAAAAUCGUUAAUGGGUAUUGCUGAGAAUUCGAAUUCAUCAAAUAGGGUUGACGAAAAAAUCGAUUUUUUUGCAGAGGAUAAACAAGAAUCGUUAAUGGGUGACUCUGAGAAUUUGAAUUCGAUUUCAUCGAAUGGGGAAGAAAGUGGUGAAGAACUGUUUAAGGGGACCUGGGUGAAAAUUUCGGAGGAUAAAGAAGUAAUGUUUUCAUAUAAUUUGGGGGUUCCAAUUAUCGAUAAUUAUGGAUUUUUGUUGGGUGAAUUUAGCAAUUUGGAUGAUCUUACAUUUAUGUAAAGUAAAAAAUUGAAUUUUUUUUCUAAACAAUUUUGAUAAUACAAGAAGUAUUGAUGUAGCAAUUGUGAUUGAUUUACUUUUUAAUGAAAUACUCCUUUUGAAGUUUUAA